AUGAGUUCGUAUAUAAUAGCAGGCAGUUCCGAUAAAGUCGAUACAGCCGAAUGUGAGAACAUGGCCAAUCUGAUUAGACAAUACUACCCAGAAAUUUCAUUCAAGAUUGUAUUGAAAGAUCUAACUUAAUGGGAAUAAUAUGCUGAUGAGAUCUGCAGAAUCUAUGGAUUUAAAUAAAAGAGCAAUCCCAUCAUAUAUACGAUGGAUGGUUGUCUAAUUGGAGAUAGAAAUGUACAACCAUGCAAAUCAUCUAGGCAUUUAUUGCAUUGGCAGAGAGUAGAUUCGGUUUCUCUGAUCCCAAGUUAAGACAAGGUCCCAUCACUCCAGAUGUCAAUAAGAAAAUAGCCAAACAAGAAUUGGAUCAAAAGUUAAAAUUGCAGAGGGGCAAGAAGAACUUUGAUGGAGAAAAUAGAAUAACAGAUGCUCAUCAUCUAUUCUAAUAAUAUUGUUCAGCCUACAGAUGGUGUAUUCAAAUAGUCAUUUAAAAGCGGAGUCAAGGAAAAAUUGAAGACUUGGUAUGAUUCACUUAAUAACCUAAUACGAACAGAUGUAAAACGAAACUUGUCAAAUGACAGUGAUUCCUCUCUUUUAUUCUAGUUUCUCUAUAAGUUCGAUGAUAGAUUGAGACCAAUCAAAAAAUUAUAAGAAUCUCACCAUUUCGAAGAAAACAAGGAAGCUAUUCAAGAAUCUAAUUAUGUAGAUGUUGAAGUCAAAGAGGAUGGUAAAUUAGUAAUCAAACAAAUCUUAUGGUUUAGUGAAACAGCCAGAUUCCUGACUUUGGAAUAAGAAUAACUCUAAUAACAACUACAGGAAUUGGCAUAACAGAGAGAGAGGGAACAAUCUCAUAAGAAUAGCAUGAUCUCACCUGAUAUCAGAAGAGACACUAAUGAAUUAAAUGAUACCAACUCAUCUCCAAAGGCAACCAUUCAAACUCAACCAAUUGUUGAAUAACCGAAUGAAGAGGGUGAAUUGGAUGUCAUAAAAAAUGAUUAGGUUGAAGACCCUUAAUAGACUGUUCCAUAAGAUGCUGAUUAAUAACAAGAAUAGAUCAAUCCUACUAUUGAACAACAAGAAUUAGAUUAAGUCUAAUCUAUUGGAGGUGGACCAAUUGUGGAUUUACAAGAAGAUAUUGAAACUAUCCUAAAUAGUAAUUAGGAAAAGCCUGAUAAAAUUGAUGUCUCUGAAUUGUUUGUUCACAAGUUUAGAAAUGAAUACGCCCUCAUUUUGCAUCCAUUUCCAUUGAUGGAUGGUUAAAUGUUGCUAUGCAAACCGUUUGAUAAUCAUAUUGAUGAUUAUAGUUGUAUUAAAAGAGGAAGAAUAAAUUCAUAUAAGAAAAGCAGCGCAUAAUUGAAUUGUGAAGGAUUAUAUGAGCACUAAUUAGAUAUAUUUAAAGCAAUUACCAUCUAAGAUUGUGAAAUAGUCGCAAAAAUCAUUAAUAAAUGUGAUGCAUUAGUUGUUUUGAAUAUACUUCCUUAAGAUUUAGAGUCAUUUUUGCCAUUAUCAAAUGGACACUACUCCAUUAUUUUAAGAUAACAUGCUGAAUUAAAUAAAGCCAAUAAAAAACUGUUUAAGUUCCUAAAUGAGAAGAAAGUACAAGUUAAUUAUAAACAAUUAAUGCCAAUUGAGGAAUUCAUUCUUGAUCAGAGAAGCUAAUGUUACGAAGUUCAAAGGGAAAUAUUUAAACUUAAGUCUUUGGAUAUCCAACAUUACUUUGCAUUCCCUCCUUAGCUUCUAACAGCAGAAUCUGUGAUGGAUAUCAUAAUGAAGAUAUUGUCAAUCAUUUUGGAUUAUGAUCAUACUGCUGCUCUGAAAAUGGGAUUCAAUUUGCUAAUAAGCAAACACCUAGUAUUUUUAUGUCCAACAUUUUCUAAUUAUGAUGAUAUAGAUGGAUUUAAAUUACAUCUUCAAGCUUUUACAGCUAUGGGCUUUCUCAAUCUACCAACAGGAAGUUCCUCAAUCAAUUUCUUUGAUUUAUUGUAAAAAGCGCAGGAAAAAUUAUAAUAAUGA
Paramecium tetraurelia is the source of this 2007-nucleotide messenger RNA. RefSeq lists its product as uncharacterized. Lineage: Eukaryota; Ciliophora; Oligohymenophorea; Peniculida; Parameciidae. The record is from RefSeq and is a predicted model, not a curated record. The transcript is spliced from 6 exons.